UGAGGAGGAUUUAUUUGGAUGGUUGUGUUGUUUUUUUGACACUCACUCACACAGACACAGUCACUCACACACUCAAGCCACUGCUGUUAACCAAAUGGAUCAGAGUCCCACCAAGUCCCAGAAGUUUGGGAGAAGCACAGACGAGAUGAGCAAAGUGGUACCCAAGAAAUCCAACCUCCUCCAGUACCUGGGGACCCUCCCAACAGUCAUCUGCUUCAUGUUCUCACUCACCUCGAUGGCCUUUUGUUUGCUGCUCAAUUUUAAGACUUCGGGUUUGCAGGACAGAGUCAGACUGCUGGAGAGUCAGAGAGGCAGAGUUUUUGUCCAAGGGACGCCAGACACUCCAGAUCUACUGGCUGUGCUGCAGAGAAGGUUGGACCAUGUCCUCCAGGAGAGAUUAAAUGAUGGGUUCGCAAAACUCAGGACAGUCAGAGAAGUUCCAUCUGGAUGUCUGUGUCCACCAGGCCCUCCAGGAAAACGAGGCAGAGCGGGGAGGAGAGGAGUCCCUGGACCUCCUGGAGAUUCAGGACGAGACGGUUUUCCGGGUCCCCUUGGCAUGGAUGGAAAGCCAGGGAUUCCAGGUCAACAAGGACCUUCUGGAACCAAAGGAGAGAAGGGCGAGCAAGGGGAUCCCGGCCCAAGGGGCCUGUCUGGUUCUUCUGCAGGAUCAGCACUUUACAGUAAUCAGAUCCUAACCGUGAAGGGCGAUCAAGGUCAGUCUGGGCUCCCGGGACCACCAGGUCCUCCCGGCCCAAUCGGCCCUCCAGGAAAUAUGGGACAAGUUGGUCUGAGAGGAAUUCCAGAAUCCAGACACAUUAGUCAUUUUGAGAUAACACAGGGCCAGCUUCCUCUUGUUAGUAAUAUCAAGGAAAACAUCUUCAACAUGAGCAUUGCAACCAGUGUUUUACAGUGCAAAAGGAAGAAGUAA
Messenger RNA from Callorhinchus milii (elephant shark), 928 nucleotides. RefSeq names its product collagen alpha-1(XXIII) chain. The record is from RefSeq and is a predicted model, not a curated record. The transcript has 12 exons. Bases 95 to 928 code for a protein of 277 amino acids. Lineage: Eukaryota; Metazoa; Chordata; Chondrichthyes; Chimaeriformes; Callorhinchidae.